Messenger RNA from Lontra canadensis (Northern American river otter), 1226 nucleotides. RefSeq names its product proapoptotic nucleolar protein 1 (gene PANO1). NCBI's taxonomy places the organism in Eukaryota, Metazoa, Chordata, Mammalia, Carnivora, Mustelidae. The record is from RefSeq and is a predicted model, not a curated record.
AUGGAGGCCGGAGGUGCUGAGGAGCCCCCCAGCCUGGGCUCGGCUCACAGCUACCCAGGAAGAUGCUGCCGCGCCAGCCCCACCACCCCCGCAGGCCCCAACCCCUCUCACCCCAAGGAGCACCUCCAGGACUACAGCCUACCGGGCUCAGUAGCUGUAGACCCAGAGGCCGAGGGAGGGGCCCGCUGCGGGGAUUGGCCGCUAGGCGGGGCGGGGCCGGCCUUGCCAGCCCCCACGGAAGGCGAUGGGGGUGACGAUCAGAGCCUGGCACUGGCCGCUGGCUGCCCAUUCAGUCUCCCCGCGUCCCUUCCCCCUGGGCCGAGGGUAGCUUUCCAUCCUGUCGGAGGGGCCCCAACCCGCGAACAAAGGAGGCUUGCGGUGGGGGCUGCGGGCUCCAGCUCGGAGGCCGGCUCAGGCACCUCGUCCCUCAGGACGGGGUCCAGAUGGGGCCCAGACGGUCACGCUGCCCCCGCCAGGCGACGGCGACUCCAGCCACGCACGUGUCCACACAAGUCCGGCGGGGUCCCACGUGUGCGCCCCCUCCCCAGCGGUCUGGCCUCCGCAUCUGGGUCUCUGGCCCCAGCUUCCCACCCCGUGGGGCCACGUGUGCGCGGGGAGCGCGCCCGGCACCGCCGGGGUCGAGCACGGCCUCCCACACCCGGGCGGCAGCCGGUCAGAGCAUCGCCGGCCCCGGGACCUCCCCCGCUCCCCGCCCCGGAAACACCUCGUCGGGGCAGCUGUCACCUUUCCCGGCCGCCGCGGCGCCCCUGGCCGCCCCCCGCCCUCCCCGCAGCCGGGCCGCAGUCGGUGGGCGCAGCGGAAGGGAGAGGCCGGGCCGCCACUCACCGCGCGCUCUGCCGCCGCCGCCGCGCUCGCCUCCCCGCCGUGCCGCGCGCCUGGCUGCUCGGAGCGGAGGCGCGUCCGCCGGCUCAGCGCUGCGCGCGCUCCGCCCCCUGCCCCCGGCCCUCGGCGAGCGGCCUCCGGCUCCCCCUCCCGGCCGCCGCGGCCACUGCGCCGGCCUGGCCGCAGCCGCCCGGCCCCGAAAGCCCUUCCUGGGUCUGCGGGCCUCGCGGCCCCGCAUGGGCCAGCGGCCCAGGGAUUCGCCCCGGCGGGCCAACGGGUGGCAGGCAAUGCUCGGAAGAGGGUGUCCUCGGGCAGGAGCGGUCCCCAGCCGCACGGUGGGCGCCUGGCGGGGACUGAUCGGGCGGAGCACCUGCCCACCACCU